AUGACCACCCUGCCCCACACCAUGACGAACGCCUCCAGCAACCCCGUCAUGACUCAGAGCAACCAGACGUGCUCCAGCUACAACCUGACCUUCAAAAACAGCCUCUAUGCCACCAUGUACACCCUCAUCUUCAUCCCCGGCCUGCUGGCCAACAGCACUGCCCUGUGGGUCCUGUGCCGCUUCCUCAGCAAGAAGAACAAAGCCAUCAUCUUCAUGAUCAACCUGGCCGUGGCCGACCUGGCUCACGUCCUCUCGCUGCCCCUGCGGAUAUACUACUACAUCAGCUCCACCUGGCCCUUCGGGACAUCCCUUUGCUUGCUGUGCUUCUACCUGAAGUACCUCAACAUGUACGCCAGCAUCUGCUUCCUCACCUGCAUCAGCCUCCAGCGGUACUUCUUCCUGUACCACCCCUUCCGCGCCAAGGACUGGAAGCGGCGGUACGACGCGGCCAUCAGCGCCGCCGUCUGGCUCUUCGUGGGCUUGGCCUGCUUGCCCUUCCCCAUCAUGCGCAGCGAGGGCCUGGCAAAAGGCGCCCACGUCUGCUUCGCCGACCUUCGGGUCUCUCAGAUCGGCAGCAAGGUGGCCACGGUGGUGAUGCUGGGCGCGGCCGAGCUCUUCGCCUUCGUCGGCCCGCUCGUCAUCAUCUUGUUCUGCACUUGGAAAACCAAAGCCUCCCUUCGGGGCUUCCAGAUUCCCCUGCAGAGCGGCAGCGAGCAGCGCAAGGCUUUGAGGAUGGUUUCCAUGUGCGCCAUCGUCUUCUGUGUCUGUUUUGCACCAUACCACAUCAACUUCUUCUUCUACAUGCUGGUGAAAGAAAACGUCAUCACGGAUUGCUUCGUGGCGACCGUCACGCUCUACACCCAGCCCUUCUGCCUGAGUCUCGCCAGCCUGGACUGCUGCUUGGAUCCAAUCUUGUAUUUCUUUAUGACUUCAGAGUUUCAGGACCAGAUAACAAGGCACAGCAGCUUGGCCAUCAGGAGUCGGCUCAUGAGCAAAGAGAGUGGCUCAUCAAUGAAGGAGUGA
This is a messenger RNA of Dryobates pubescens (Downy woodpecker), 1023 nucleotides long. It is a transcript of the gene P2RY10, whose product is annotated as P2Y receptor family member 10. The transcript has a single exon. Gene Ontology annotation, molecular function: G protein-coupled receptor activity. The coding region runs from base 1 to 1023 and encodes 340 amino acids. Gene Ontology annotation, biological process: phospholipase C-activating G protein-coupled receptor signaling pathway; positive regulation of Rho protein signal transduction. NCBI's taxonomy places the organism in Eukaryota, Metazoa, Chordata, Aves, Piciformes, Picidae. The record is from RefSeq and is a predicted model, not a curated record. Gene Ontology annotation, cellular component: membrane.